CUGGUGUUUCAGUCCGUGGCAUGUUCUAACCUCAAAAAAAUCUGUCAAAAAUUGAAGUUUGACAUUAUUGCUCCAAAAAAAAAGGCAUAUGCUACCGUCGUAAUGGUUUUAUUAGAAAAUGAUACGUUUUUAGCCGAACUCACACGUUUGUUUGAAAAAUCACGAGUUUCUGGUGCAGUCUCAUUAACCAUCAAAAGGUUUAAUGGACAUAAUAAGCCAGUUCCAAGGAAAAGUAAACCGCCUUUACCUGUUCCUAGUGAAUAUCUUUGUUUAGUUCGUGCUUCAUUGAGCUCGAAAAAAAUCUCAACAGUCAUUCAUCCAAAGGACGUAAAUAAAUUCCAGCAGGCUUACUGGAAUCUUUUAAAGAGUAAUAUAAAUGGUCUGAAAAAAUUAAAGAAAAUCAAAUCCGCAAAGCCGAAAGCACUUUAAUGUUAAUCUAUUUAUGUUUCUCUUUUUUUUUAAAUGUUAAUAUGUUCUACAUUGCCGAUUAAUAAUUUUUUUUUGUACUAUAUCGAAUUGUAUACUAUUCACUCGUGUAAAAUGAAGAGUCAUUUUGAAGUUUAUAAGUAAAAAAAAAAAAAUAAAAUAAAAUAAAACACAAAUGAACAAUUUU
This is a messenger RNA of Leptopilina boulardi, 613 nucleotides long. RefSeq names its product signal recognition particle 14 kDa protein (gene Srp14). The record is from RefSeq and is a predicted model, not a curated record. The coding region runs from base 103 to 429 and encodes 108 amino acids. Gene Ontology annotation, biological process: SRP-dependent cotranslational protein targeting to membrane. Lineage: Eukaryota; Metazoa; Arthropoda; Insecta; Hymenoptera; Figitidae. Gene Ontology annotation, cellular component: signal recognition particle, endoplasmic reticulum targeting. Gene Ontology annotation, molecular function: 7S RNA binding; endoplasmic reticulum signal sequence receptor activity. The transcript is spliced from 4 exons.